Molecule: messenger RNA, 5370 nt
Organism: Pyricularia oryzae 70-15
Lineage: Eukaryota; Fungi; Ascomycota; Sordariomycetes; Magnaporthales; Pyriculariaceae
Exons: 9
Coding region: 81-4742 (1553 amino acids)
Biological process (GO): tRNA methylation
Cellular component (GO): cytosol
Source: RefSeq, a predicted model, not a curated record
CACUCACUCCAAACUGGAUUGAAUAUCUUUUUCGUUCAAAAGCUGUGACGGUUCGCAUCGCAGGAGGCCAAAAUUUUCCCAUGGCUGAAACGAACCAGCAGCCUGAUCUGGGAGAUCCCCAGGUCAAUGCCAAUUCACUCAUAUCAUGGCUUGAGGAACAGCCAGAAUCCGAGCUGGUAGCUCACUCUCAAGACCUUUAUGACCAGCUCUUGUUUGGGGCCUCUCAACCCAGGCACUCUUCUGUGCUAGCCUGCACAAAGCUGUGCGGCUUUGUUCAGCAUUGCACAAAGUCUCGUCAUGCUGUCGUUCAAGCAUGGGCCUUUUCGGAGCCCACGGCCAUGAAGCUGUUCGACUUUUACAUUGAGUGGAACGAAAAGGACCAGCAUCGCUCCAUGAAGCUGGUCCUUGACCUUUUGACUGUUCUCACCGGACAGAACCCGGAUCAGGAGACUGCGGCCUCCAUCCGCAGGCACAUGCUGAUCAGCCUGGUGUCCAUCAUCACCAGGCAGUCAACAAGACCCCUGGUCAAGUCAUGCAUCAACUCUUUGAACCAUCUGUUCGUCAGGUCGGUGUAUAAACUUGAAGACAUUGCAAACACAUAUCGAGAGGUAGAGCCAGCAGUGGCGUCGCUUUCGGACCUUGAACUCUGGAGACGUUUCUGCAGUGCCCUCGUCUCUUGGAUGUAUCUCCACUAUGUCUGCUCAGUUGCAGGCAAAUUCAUUGUCACUGUAUUCAGGGCACUACGGGAUCUUGCUCAGGCUGGUCCAGAAUCUGGCAGUCUCCACGAGCUGACCGUUGAGACGUGGCUAGACUGGCUACACGAAGAAUUGCGUGCUAACCCGGCCAUCUUGGAGAACAUCAAGCUUUAUAUAUUUGUCCCUCUUUUCAAGACGGACCGGCCUCGGUCUCUCGAGCUUCUAGACAUACUCAACCGACCGCCCACGGAGAAGGCAUCCCGUAGCGAUCACAACGAGCUGGACAUGGAUGCCAUUCUACGCUUGGCGGCGCUCGAAGUGGGAAAGAAGUCAGGCUUGGUGGAAGACCCAGGUUCUUCAAGUCUCCAGAAGUCCUCAAAGUACAUUGUGCUUGAUGUGAAAGUCAUGGAAAGCGUUCUUUCGCAUCCAUCGCCACGUAUACGACUUUUGGCACUGUCACUAUUGGCUACUUCUCCUUCAAGUACAAAACCGUACCCGGCUGAAGCGCUGUCGUUGCUAAAGACUCACCUUCCGGCUUAUCACUCGGACCCUGGCGCAGGUUUCCGCCAAGAAGCCCUCGUAUAUACCAAGACCAUGAUUCAGAGAAUAAAAGGCACCAUUACUGCUGGCCAAAAAGUCGUUGCGGGCACCGCUUCCGGUGGUGAGAAGGCAGGAGCCAAGAAUGCCGCCGCAAAGGUUGCUGUCAGUCAGGAAGUCAUACAGGAGCACGAAAACUUUUCCAAGUGGUACAUGAGCUUCCUCCUCGGAGAGCUCGUGCCAACGGCCUCGUACCAGCGGCACAUCACUGCGCUUCGGGCCAUAGUUCAAGUCCUUAAUUUUGGAAAGGAGCUUUGUGGACAAUCCAUCUUCCUCGACUACUCGUGGAUACGCUCGAUCCUCGACCUUGUCGUCGACCCCUUUUCCGAUGUGCGCGAGACGGCAAUUUCGCUGCUUAUGAUGGCCCCGAGAGAAGACGUCGAAUCACUCGUCCAGACGAGACCUGACUCUUCAAUGAAGCUAGUUGACCUGGUUCGCGAUUUCAGAGCGCAGGCUGCCGCCAUGGCUUCGCGCACUGGCAGAGCCGACCAUGGCGAUGGGUCGGCACGUCUUCAGGGACUGCUCUGUAGCUGGGCUAGUUCGCUGGAACAGCAGCUGGACAUUCUCAACCAGACCAUAGCUGAUAUCGACAUGAAAUUGGCGGUGGCAAAGAGAGAUAUUGCACUGGCUGUGGUCGAGCACCCUGUGCAUGGAGACUUUGCAUCUAUCAGCUGCGCAUGGGAGGUUCUGAGCAAAGCCAAGUACUCGGCUGAAGAUUUGGAAAGAUUGGUGCCGAUCCAGCGUCGUGUUGUCGAAUGCUCAAAGGAGAUAUGGAAUGUCGUGAAGCCUAUUCUUUGCGACGAUUCCCCGGAAGGCCACUUACCACAAGAAAUGGAAGAGGCUCAGGGGCUAGACACCAAAGGGCUGCUCAGCUACAGUUUCAGGGCUAUACACGAGUCUAGCAACACAAUGCGCCUGAUAAUUGCUCCACUGAGAUUCAGCCGUGUCAAAGGAACUUUAUGUCCCCCAGGCGAUAUUUUCAAGCAGAUCGGCAACUUGACUUUUGAGCAACUCUCCAGUCUUAGGCACAGAGGAGCUUUUAGUACUGUAUCUCUCACAUUCAUCACUUGCUGUCAGCUUGUCGAAGACCCAUCCGUUACAUCCCCAGAUGCUCCAGCGGAAGAGACGCUCCUAUUCUCCUGGUACAAGGGCACACUUGAUUGCAUCUUUGCCCAAGUAUCGACAACGCGCCGCUCUGCAGGCAUUCCGGCACUUAUGACAGGCAUCCUUGCGGCGAACGCCUCCCGACCAUCGUUUGAUGAGGUUAUUUCAGAGCUAGGAGAGAUCGCACAGCGUCCAGCGCGGGUCGCUGAGACGGACGGCUCCAACCUCCCCCAGGUGCAUGCUCUUAACUGCAUCAAAGACGUAUUUAAAAGCUCACUGCUGAGCGUACGAGCUGAGAAGUACCUGCCGACCUUCCUCCAAGUCGCCACAAACAGCCUUCGAUCCGAAUUGUGGGCAAUCCGAAACUGUGGGCUACUUCUCCUGAGGAGUGUCAUUGACUCUCUUCUUGGCAACGCCGACAGCAAAGCUCUGCUCGAGGCCGGAUGGGAUGGCAGAACGAUACGGAUAUCAUACGUCAAAUAUUCAACCCUCGCAGGUAUUCUUGUCAGCUUGCUGCAGUCCGGCCAAGAAGCGCAAGACACAGAAUCACAACGGAGGGCCGCCGAAUCUGUGUUCCCGGCACUGGACAUCAUCCGUCGCGCAGGACCACCAGAUUCUCAUAGGGCGCAACUUUACUCUCUGGUUUCCGAUUACUUGGCGAGCCACCUUUGGCAUGUCCGGGAAAUUGCAGCACGUACCUUGAGCUCGUUCCUGGUAUCUAUGGACCACAUGAAAGAAAUCAUCAGCCUGUUGGAAAGGGCCAAAACCUCUGCAAAUAGGCUACACGGCACUCUACUUACUAUCAAGUUCUUGGUGGAGAAAGAAAAUCUCGGCAGUGACGUUAUUGCCAGCCUGUCGUCUGGGAUUGAGUCGAUUGCCGACCUUGAGCUAUAUCAGCGUUGCCCACAAGUUCAGACUGUUCAUCUCGAUCUGUUUUGCUUGCUCCUGAGAAGGUCUGAGUCACAUAUCGACAGCCAGUCGGGCAACUCAGUAUCCCCGCUGGCCAACGCAAAUCACCCGGCCUUGGUCUUGAACCCAGCACAAAGCACACCAGACGCCUCGCUCCUUCGAAUUCAAUGCGGGCUUGAAGCAGUCCAGAGGGCCACACAAGUCGGCAAUCCGGAUCAGUUGAGAGAUGCGGUGCUCGAAAUGUGCACCGUGGACACAAACGCCGCUGCCCGCAUGAUUGAGGCAGUGCCCGAUUUGUGGAAGGCUACCAACCAUGUCAAAGUCACGUCCCAACUGUGCCAUGCAUACAUCUACAUUGCCAUGAAGAAUAGCGAUCAAGAAGUUAGGGUGGCACUGCUCAACAACAUCGCUGCUACUUUGGAGAGCCUGGUCUCGGCACAUGAGUUGGACUUGCUCCCUGCAUCCCAGGAUCUCAGCGCCCUGUGGAGCACCAUCCAAAGCUGCCAGAUGAACCCAGCCAUCUUCCAGGCCUGCCUCAGGGCGAGCGGGCCUAUGAUGGCUGCUUUGUGUCUUCAUGCAGGACAGGACGGUGCAAGCCAGAAACUAGGGCAUCAGCUGAGGUGUUGGUCAACGAUCAUUAGCAAAGCUGGCCAUGACGAUAACGCAUUCGAUACCCGAGAAUCUGCUGCCCUCGCCAUCAAGUCAUUCACCGCAGCAGUGGGCAGUUGGUGCGCGACCCGCCAAGCCGAGACCUACUUGCCCUUACUGCUGGCACUCUACGACACCCUGAACGACGACGACGAGGAGGUACGAGACAUCGGCGCCGCCGCCGCCGCUCCCGUCCUAGGAAAGCUCUUGGUCCCAACCGAAGCUGCACCUCAGCUGCUCGAGCGCGUCGUCGCCAUCAUGCCCACAUCCAAAGAAUUUAAAAACUACGUAGCCCACAGACUCACAGGCAACUCCAAGAUCUACCCAUCCAUGGACGAAGCAAACACCAGCAAGGCCUUUUCAUCAACAACCAGCCCCCACGACGAGCUCCGCGGGGCUCUGACCUUUGACGAGUCCCUCUUCGUCAUAGAAGAGCAGAACCUUUUCAUCGACGAGGUCCGCGAGACCCAGCGGUGGAUUCGCGCCCUCGAGGCCCUCGACGUCGAGGCUGCCGGCAACGACGCCACCAUCACCAACCUGAAAACGUGGGCCGUCGAGGGCAUCGAGGCCAUGACGAGCCAGGCGGUACAGGACAGCGACGGGCCGCUGGGCUGGACGUCGCAGCCCAAGGUCUUUGCCAUCUGCUGCAGGUACUUGCUGGUCGCCGAGGCGAUCACGAGGCUUUCUGGGGAUGAGCAGGUGCGGUCGCUGCUUGCGGAGUGUUUGGCCGCGUGCAGAAAGGCUGGUGUUCAUGGGACGUUGCUUGAUAUGGCCACCACGGCUGUUUGAUAAAUGGCAAACAGGGCGUAUAUCUCGAAGAAAAUAUACACUGCUCGGGCUUUUUGAGGUCGGAUAUCAAGAGUUUAGGUUCUCAGAUCUGAAAAUGUCCGCGUUGGAACUGUCCUGUUGACAGCGUCGACAUGUAUCUUGAACGAACAAGGCCAAAAUCACUGUUUAUAAUAUAACUGCCGGUUCCGCUUCACCCCUACCUAAUCAUCACCCUCUAGUGGAUUAUAGCUUUCUUAGAGUUAUUCUUCAAUUUGUUGUGCAGGUACGGCAAAGCUGCUGGUACGAGGCGGACAAGGGGGAAGCUCUGAAGUUAUUCUAACUUCAUCGAGGUAAGCGAACAGAAUGUCAGCCACUGGCGCCGAGAAGAAAGAUGAGGCCACCUGCAAUUAAACAAGAAAACCCCGAUAGUGCUAAUAAAUCACUUCAAUAUGCAGUACAUUCCACCAACUCAUGUACACUUGAGGCAGCAAGGUUUGUUGCAGGCGAAGAAAAUCAGUUAGAUAUAUGUGCAGGUGGUUAGCAUUUUGAUGGUUAGUACGAUGAAAUAAACCUAGUACAGGAAACAGUCCCCCAGGGCAAUCAUAAUUUAGAAAUUCGUAGCACGUUUCGUCAGUCAGCAAUCUUUCAG